Messenger RNA from Sphaerulina musiva SO2202, 1005 nucleotides. RefSeq names its product NAD(P)-binding protein. The record is from RefSeq and is a predicted model, not a curated record. The transcript has a single exon. Gene Ontology annotation, molecular function: oxidoreductase activity. NCBI's taxonomy places the organism in Eukaryota, Fungi, Ascomycota, Dothideomycetes, Mycosphaerellales, Mycosphaerellaceae. The annotation marks the transcript as partial.
ACCAACAAGAACAUUCUUAUCUUCGGAGCCACGGGACUCAUCGGAACACACAUCACCAACGCCAUCCUCACCAACAAACAUCACUUCGGCACCAUCGCAAUCUUCACCUCCCGAAACACACUCACCGACAAACCCGACCACAUCUCCCAUCUCCAACAUCAAGGCGUCAAAAUCCUCUCGGGCGACAUUACCUCCGACACCGACAUCACCGCAGCGUACAAUAGCCAUGAUGAUGAUGGCGGCUUCGACACCAUCAUUUCCGCCCUGGGAAGACCCGUCAUUGACACACAAGAAAAACUCAUCAGACUCGCCGCUGUUCAUCCUACUGUGAAAUAUUUUUUUCCUAGUGAAUUCGGUACUGAUGUGGAAUAUGACGAGACUUCUGCGCAUGAGAUACCGCAUCAGCGCAAGUUGCGUGUUCGUGCGCUGUUGAGGGAGAUAACAUCUACAUCUACAUUAUCAACAACAUCAAAAACGGGCAAUAAUGAUGAUUACAAUAAUCAUCUAGAGUAUACAUAUAUCGUCACAGGACCAUACGCAGAUGCCGAUCGAUCAUUAUAUCUCAGUGCACAACCGCCCGAGAAGGAAGCUUGGGGUACAUUUGAUGUACAUCGCAAACGAGCAGUAUUGCUAGGUGAUGGAAAUGGCAAAAUCUCCUUGACGACAAUGCGUGAUGUGGGGAAAUUUGUUGUUGCUGCUCUCUUACAACAACAAAAGCAACAGCAACAGCAUUCGGAUGGUAAUGCUAAUGGUGGUAAUGUAACAAAAAAUCGAGCAUUACGAGUAAAUUCCUUCACGACGACGCCGCAUGAGCUUCUGGCAGAAUUUGAGAGGCAGACGGGAGGAGAGAAAUGGCAAGUGGGAUAUACGAGUGUGGAAGAAUUGGAGCGGUUGGAAAGGGAGAAUCCGGUAGUGACUUUACGGCGCAUUUGGACGUCGGGGAAGACGUUGUAUGCGAAAGGAGAUAAUGAUGAGUUGUUGAAUGGUGCAGAGGAGGAUGAUGAU